AGAAAUAUAUUAACUAUAAAAGGAUAUUUUAAUUAUUUGAGUGACUGAUACAUAUUUUUUAUUUACAUAUCACAACAUCAAGUGAUGAGAUCAUAGUUCUCAGCUGGAUAUGGCUAAUUCUCCUAAAUCUCCCAUCUCAUCUCAUCUCAUCUCAUCUCAUCUCUAUUCUUUGGUCUUCUUCUGCUGGUGACGCCGAUGGCCGCCGGACGGUGUGGCGACAGCGACCCUCUCUCAUUCAGCCCCAUAGAGAAGACUGUCUCCGACCUUCAACUCGCCUUCACUCGGAAGCAGCUCACCUCGAAGCAACUCACUGAGUUCUACCUUGCCCGGAUCGAAAGGCUCAACCCCGUCCUCCGUGCUGUUAUUGAGGUCAACCCCGAUGCCAUCUCCCAGGCUGAGGAGGCAGACCGGGAGCGGCGGCGGCUCGGGAACGCGGUAGGUGAGCUGCACGGGAUCCCGGUAUUGCUCAAGGAUAACAUUGGCACGAAGGACCGGCUGAAUACAAGUGCUGGCUCGCUGGCUCUGGUCGGCUCUGUGGUGGCUCGGGACGCCGGGGUGGUGGCUCGGCUCCGGAGGGCCGGAGCUGUGAUUCUGGGGAAGGCGAGCCUGAGCGAGUGGGCCCAUCUCCGCGGCAGUGAUGCUCCUAGUGGAUGGUGUGCUCGGACUGGCCAGGGCAAGAACCCAUACAAUCUCAGCGCGGACCCAUGUGGUUCGAGCAGUGGGUCGGCAAUAUCGGUAGCGGCAAACCUAGCAGCAGUGAGCCUAGGCACUGAGACGGAUGGGUCGAUCAUAUGCCCGUCCAGCAUGAACGCUGUGGUGGGCAUCAAACCAACCGUUGGACUCACCAGCCGUAGUGGAGUCGUUCCAAUUACUCCCCGACAAGACACUAUCGGGCCUAUGUGCAGAACGGUGUCGGAUGCUGUUAAAGUUCUCGACGUGAUUGUCGGGUUUGAUCCCUACGACGCGGAAGCCACAACGGAGGCAUCAAAAUACAUCCCGGCAGGGGGCUACCGGCAAUUUCUCAGAUCUGAUGGGCUCAGAGGGAAGAGACUAGGAAUUAUUAGGGACCCAUUCUUCAAAAAAUUCUCAAAUGGGUCCCUCCAAGAUAGAGCUUUUGCCGGCCAUUUUAACACUUUAAGGGAAAAGGGUGCAAUCUUGGUAGACAAUAUGGAAAUGGGCAUAAUGAGUGAAGCCUACACCUCCGAUUGGGAGACAGAAGCGAUGAUGACCGACUUCAAAAUAGCACUCAAUGCCUACCUGAAAGAUCUUGUCGUCUCCCCGAUUCGGUCCUUAGAAGAUGCCAUCGCCUUCAACAACGAGCACGCGGUUGCUGAAAAGAUCGAGGAGUAUAAGCAGGACCAAUUCCUCAUGGCCCAAAAGACAAAUGGAACUGAUAGCCCUGAGUACAGAUCAGCACUCCAAGGCCUAACAAACAUCAACACCAACGGAUUUGAGAAGUUCAUGAAGAGGAACAAACUCGACGCUUUGGUUACUCCCGAGUCAGUUGUAACAACAAUUCUUGCCAUCGGAGGGCACCCAGGAAUAAGUGUUCCAGCAGGGUAUAGCUCCGACGGAGUGCCCUUCGGCAUUUGCUUCGGGGGCCUAAGAGGUUCCGAGCCUAAGCUCAUUGAGAUUGCUUAUGCAUUUGAGCAGGCCACCAGGAUCAGAAGACCUCCCCCUUGUUUGGAGGCCCAUUUGGGCAAAUAAUGUUAUGGACCACACGGGUAAAUCCAACCCCUCCGGGCAGCCUUUAGGGAGCUGCCCUUAGGCUAAUGUCAACAGAAGCAUCAAUGCGUGAACAUUUACAAGCGUGUAUCUAUCGAUGCGUACAUCGAAAAAUAAGAAGAACAAUUGAAGUUUUGGCCGUGAGUUACAAUAAUAUAAGGGCAGAUGAAAAGUCGAGUUUCCUA
Molecule: messenger RNA, 1910 nt
Organism: Punica granatum (pomegranate)
Lineage: Eukaryota; Viridiplantae; Streptophyta; Magnoliopsida; Myrtales; Lythraceae
Source: RefSeq, a predicted model, not a curated record